Molecule: messenger RNA, 5110 nt
Organism: Pomacea canaliculata
Lineage: Eukaryota; Metazoa; Mollusca; Gastropoda; Architaenioglossa; Ampullariidae
Exons: 4
Coding region: 1544-3721 (725 amino acids)
Source: RefSeq, a predicted model, not a curated record
GUUAGAAAUGCUACUUUAUGAAAGUAUAAUUUAAAUAAAUGCAUUAUUGCAUUAUAACAAAAAAAGAUUCAUGUAGAAAUAUAUUUUCGCAAACACUUUGAAGUUUGCAGCUUGCAGUGUGCGUCCGUAUUUGUACUCGUAACGAAAAGACACAAAGCAAUGUCCUGCGUAUAGAAGCAACGUUGAUGAUUGGAUGAUGUAGCUAGACUAUGACUAUGGGUGACAAUCAAGUUCUUGUCCGUGCGUCAGUGGUUGGCGUUAAUGAUUCCAGUGUGGUGUAUCCUUGCUGCCUUCAGUGCUAUACAAAACUACUUCACAACUUGCGGCUGAAUUCAUGGCAUUGUUUUCGAUGCAACAUCAUCCUUACAGCUUCACAGAUGACAUGGCGUUAUCGACUGUCAUUAUGUAUUGCAGACAGUUCUGCAUCAUGUCAUGUCAGUUUGUUUGGAGGCACACUUGUAUCUUUCUUUGGCUGCUCUGCAAAUGAGUUUCAUAGGUAUGUGGUAUCAACUUGCAUCACAGAAGAAAAAAUUCAACAUGCUUUGGAACUAAUGCUGUUAGGAGAAAGCUAUUUGUUUGGACUGAAAAGUUCUCUCUUAACAACAGCAAAGCAACAAAAAGGGAAAAGAACUUGCAAACCAGUCUGCCUGAGUGAUCUUCUCAACUCUGACCAUGCUAGUGAUUUUCACAAAGGAAAACUGACAGAUUUUGUUGCAACACAGAUGAUCCACAGUCCUCUAAAGUCACAAGGUUAUUCUACUGUUGUCAGUGUUUUGAAAGAUCUUAUUUUACAUACAAUGGUCUUGUCACCCAAACAUAAGGUUAUCAGUGCAUCUGAAAGCAUUCCUGUGUCUUCAUCCUGCAAAAUGCAAAGGACUUGCAUGUCUUCUGAUCAGACAUAUUUUUCAGAGGCAAAACAUGACCAUGAACCUGAGGGAGACCAGUGGCAAUACAGUACAAUGAAAAAGAGAAAUGUGUCUCAGGCAGAUUUGUCUUCUGAUCUUUCCAGCCAGAGCACAGAUUUGGGAUGGUUCACUUGUGACAGUUCUGUGGAGCAUGCAUUUUCAUCUGAUGGUGAUAAACAUUCAUGCAUGGACCAUCAAUCUAACAGUCUUGUUUCUGUGGCACUAAACCUGGGCAGUGAUGACAUUUCUUCCUUAUCCACACCUUCAGAGAACAGUUUUCGAAUUUCAUGUGCUGAUAAAUCUGUAGAACUCAGUCUGGAAAGACAAAUGAUGCCAAAUUUAAAGCACGUGGGAAAGUCGCUACAAAAUUCCACAGAAUGUAGCAAAAUUAUUAUGAGUCGAGACAAAGCUCACAGGCAUGAAAAUCUUGGUGAAUAUAACCAUGAUGGUCAUGUGAUGACUAUGAGCAGUGUCAGUUUAGAGGACAAUAAAACAGGACUGGAAGUUCAGUCAUUCCAUCCUGAAAAUGUGGCCAAAAUGGGCACCAACUUUAUCAAAAUAUCUUCCUGAUUAGACAAGAUGAAGAGGGAAGCCACAGCUUUUCUCCAUCAUUAAAUGAUAGUUUGUCUUUGGUUAACAUGGCUGAAGCAACAAGUUUCCAGGGCUCAGUAGGUGUCAUGAAAUCUGAGCCAGUUUUUCUGAAAAAGUCUUCCAAGGUAGCACCAGGUACAGUAAAAGUAUUUAAAGGUCAAAACCUAGCAACAGCAGAUGCUUUCAGCAGUUCAAAGCAACUCAAAAAAGUUCAGUUAGGUGCUAUUAAAAUACAAAAGAUAGAUCAGAUGAAUAACAGCACAAAGUCUGCAGCACUUCAAGACCUGAACUCCAGCAUGGUACCAGAAUUUUUUGGCUCAGGUCAAGUUCAGAACUGUGCGAGACAAAGUCAACGUUCUGCUUGGGAUGAAGACUUCAGUUUUGAAGCUUAUCUUACCAUGCCUGACUCAGAAGACAUUUCUCUAUUUCUAAAUCCUGUUGCUAUAGAAGCAACUGCCGCAAAACCCUGUACCAUGACUGUAACUCAGAGGGAGUCACAGGAACAAUAUUUGAAAGAAAACAAAACUUUUGGGUUGCAUAAAUCGCAAGCCUCAAGUUCUUACCUUAAAGGUUUUCAUGGGCAGGAAAUAUUAACAAUUGGUGAUAAUUCUUUUGCCAAUCAAAUGAUCAUUUUAAGAGACUCUCCAGUAAUUUCUCUGAAAAACAUUCAGUUAUGCAGGUCAGAAGCUGUCACAUCACCAAAAAUUGGAGUUACAAAGAAGCAGUGGAAUGAAGAAUUCACGAAGAAAACCUUGGCUGCUAAUAACUUCUACCCAAAUGAUCAAGUAAGGCCCUUAAAAACAGGUCAAGUGUCCUCUGAUGUUACCACAAAUCAAGCUCUUGAAGGAGAUUCGGUAAUGAAAGGACUCAAACAUUGGAAGUACCAACUGAGCAAGCCACCGGUUGCCAAAGGUACUUUUAAAUGUAAUCAUGGUGAUGUUUAUCUUGACCUAGGAAGUUUUCACAACUGUGAUCUUCCAGUAUUGAAGGAUGGUUUUCUGACAAAUAAAACAUUGCAGGCUAGUCCUUCCACUUGUAUUAAAGCACCUACUUCCAGCGAGGUACCAGAAUACAAAAGCCAGAUUGAUGUCUUGAAAAAUACAUCUACAGCUGCUGAGCACAAUGCUUCACAAAGCUCUUUACUAUCCAAGAAAGAUGUUUCUCGGCAAACUAUCAAUCCUUUUUCUUCUGAUUUUGUAGCUAAAGAACAGCCGCAAUCACACCAUAGAAAUGAUGACGUUGAUGAGUUCUGCCUUCCAUUCAUGGAGCCAUGGGACUUGAAUGAUUCUGUACUAGUGAUAGAAAACGAACAGAAUGAGAGUGUGGUGAACAUUUUAUCAGGAAAAUGUCAGUCCACCCAAUCAACCCAUAAUCAAAAUUUUAAAGAAAACUUGAUGCAGAAUGGUCAGGAAAAUUCCAGUCUCAAGAUAGCUGGGAUUGACUGGUCUUCCCAGCCCUCAUUUCUGAGGAGACAUCCAGACAAAAGUGAGAAAAAUUAUCCAAGGUGUACAUCUAGAGAAGACCUAAUCGAAUGGAAAAGGACCUGUAGUUUUGAGUUUUCUAGCUUGCAGAGUGGUGGGACAGGUUUUUUUAAUGCAUCUACAGAUCUCUUUAAUUCUCAGUCUCAGUCAAACACCAGCAACUUUGGCAUCAAGAAUGAUAGUAACAUCAUGGAUUGCAAGGAACUUGAAAAACAGACAGAUGUCAGUGACCUUGAUGCUCAUAUGGAAAACAUCUGCAAUAGUGCUGCUAAAGACCUUUCACGAUACAGAGGAUAUCUGCAAAGCAGAGGAUCUCAUCUUACAGAUUGCAGCUCUGCAAAAAUACCAACAUUUACGCAAGGAAACCAAGAUCUCAUGAGACAAGAAGUGGAAACUCCAAAAUGUUUGACCAAAAAGCGAGUCAGAUUUUCAAGGAGACGCAGCAGGGUCAGCACAAUUCCUGUCAUAGACUUUCUGAUGGCACGAUACCCCAGUCCAGCCAACAGUGAUCAUGAAUCAAUGCUCACAAAUACACCUUUGAGGUCCUGCCUGAAAAGAAAGAGCAUCAAGCAGAGAGAAAGCCAUGCAAGCCUUCAAAUUCCAACACCUGAUGUUGCACAGCGCAUCACUCCUUUAGAAACUAGUACACCACUGUCAACUACAAAGCAUUGGUUGAAUUCACCUCUGAAUGAGAGCCAGGUUUCUGGCUUUUGGACUUCUCUUUCAUUUCUAGUAAAAAGAUGAAAAUGUCACAGAGCCAGGCAUGCAGUUUGAAGUCAUGUGGGCGUUUGACUAAGUGUUGUUUGCAAAAGUGUGAACAGAACACAGACAAAAGUUGUCUUUUUUGUUUAGACAUAGAAGAUAAGGAGAACAAAGUUGCCAGAAGACAGCUUCUUCAAGAUAGUGAGGGAAGAGAGACUACAGAGCAUUUCAGUGAGAUAAAAAAUCAAAUGUUCCACAAGCAUUCCUUCUUGGGUAGCUCUUUUGAAAUGUCACCAAGCCAUAUAACAAAGCAGACAGAACUUACAACUGAAAGAGAUACUGUCUCUUCACAUCAAAAAAGCAGACAGUUCUAUGCUAACAUUAAAAAAAGAAGUAUAUUUAAUACAGAGCUAGUGUCAAUACGGCAACUAGAUUUUAGCUCUGAUGGAAGCUUCUUCUUGUUUGAUGAGAGUGAUUUACGCAAUGAUGGACAUUCACGAUUAUUUUUUAAACCAAAAAGAGAAACAACAAUUACUGAUAUAAACAGCACGAAAGAUGCCAGCAGGGAUCUUGAAAUAAGAUCCCCAUAAGAACCUUGAUGAAAUUGGAAAGUAAUUCACAAUUAUCUCAUGAGCAACAUGCCCAGAGUGAAUUAUCUUCUCCUAGUUUAUUUUCUCAGUAACUAAUGCUGUGAAUUGGUUUUUAGCCUAUAAGGUUGCAGCUUUGUGAUAAACUUUCAGCAGCUGAUGUUUUAUUUGAAAAUGAAGAAGUGCAUCAGUUAGUAAGGAGUCAAACAUUUUCUUCAAGGUUUUGAUGCUUCUCGUAAUUCUCAUCCUUUUUUCCUCAACAUUUGUGAUAAUUUCUAUUUUUCUAGGAAUAGGUAUUUUACUGGUGUUUUUAUUUUUUGAACCAACAUAAGUGUUUGAUUUUAUUUUGCAACCACUUUUCCAGUAUUUAUUAUAUAAUAUCAUUAAUAAACAGAAUGAUGCAUAAGAAGUUGGAGGCAUGUAAGCAAAGAUGAUAUAUAAAGUCUUUGGUGUAAGCUUGAAACGAAUGAAAAGUUAAAUGUAAAACAAAACAAGCAUGUCCCUCGUCUGAGCUUCACAGCUGACAAAUGUAUAAAAUGUACAAAAAAAUAAAGCCAGUCUGCCAAUGCAAACCAAAAUAUUUAUUUUCUCAAAGUCUAACAAAAUGGAAUUUCCUUGAUAAAUAUUUCAUGUGAUCCGUAAUGUCUGAACGGAGGGAAGCACAUUUUGAAUAUUACAAAUGUAUGUCAAAUUUGGUAUGCCACAGUUUCAAACAAAUCAAGAAAAUGCAGACAAACCAUUUACACUGCCUUUAUGUUUCUACAAAAGAAAAAUCCAUCUUUCUCAACAUAUCUGAAGCUGAACACAUUAAGAAAAAAAAAAAUGACACAAAUGUUAAACAGCU